Molecule: messenger RNA, 876 nt
Organism: Hyaloperonospora brassicae
Lineage: Eukaryota; Oomycota; Peronosporomycetes; Peronosporales; Peronosporaceae
Source: the annotation of a GenBank genome assembly
AUGGCGAUUGACACGGACAAGUCCUCGGUGUUGGUCGACUUAGUCGCCGGUACUGUAGGCGGCAUCGGCGGUGUUGUCGUUGGGCAGCCAUUUGAUACAGUCAAAGUGCGACUGCAGACCCAUAGCAGCUACUACAACGGGGCACUCGACUGUGCCCGUCAGACGUUCAAACAUGAAGGGACGUUCGGCUUCUUCAAGGGCAUGACGUCGCCGGUCGUGGGCAGCGCCGCCACGAAUGCCGUCAUGUUUGCGGUCUAUGAGCAGACGCUCAAGAUGAUUGACAAUGGCGUGCUGCAGACGCCGACGUUGACGUCAGUGUUCCUGGCGGGAGCAGUGGGAGGAUUCUGGCAGACGAUUCCACUGGCCCCUGCAGAGCUCAUCAAGUGCCGACUUCAGGUUCAAGAUGGACGCUCGGGCACUCAGUACCGAGGACCGAUGGACUGCAUCCGACACAUUCUCAAGGUCCGAGGCACACGUGGACUCUUCCUCGGGUUUACGUGCACGCAAUGGCGUGAAGUGCCUUCAUUUGCCGUCUACUUUUGGCUCUACGAGUACACGAAGCGCAGGAUGAUGGACAGUGGCAUCAACCCCACUUCUUCCAUGCUGACUGCCGGCGGAGUCGCUGGUGUAGCUUCGUGGGUAGUGUCCUACCCCUUUGACGUCAUCAAGUCGGCCAUCCAGACGCUCCCCGUGGACCACAAGCCAGGCGAGCACACGAUCGCCUACCAGGCCCGGCAACUCUAUCGUCUCGGCGGCUGGCGUAUCUUCUUUACCGGUCUGGGCACAGCUUGUGUGCGGGCAUUCCCGUGCAACGCAGUGACGUUUUACGCCUACGAAAAGUCGUCGGAGCUGCUCAAGCGCACGCUCGACGCGUAA